This is a messenger RNA of Amorphotheca resinae ATCC 22711, 3213 nucleotides long. RefSeq lists its product as hypothetical. The transcript is spliced from 5 exons. Gene Ontology annotation, molecular function: phosphopantetheine binding. The coding region runs from base 1 to 3213 and encodes 1070 amino acids. Lineage: Eukaryota; Fungi; Ascomycota; Leotiomycetes; Helotiales; Amorphothecaceae. The record is from RefSeq and is a predicted model, not a curated record.
AUGCCCCCCUCUCCUGAUGUUACGACUUUUGGGCGGAGAUUGCCACCGCAUAUAGUUGAUGCAAGAGCAGCAUCUGGAUAUGAAAGGCCAUAUGCCCUGUAUCCUCGAUCCAGCGAUCCUGCGGAUGGCUUCCACACAAUUAGCUACUCCCGUCUUGCAAAUGCGGUCAACCGUGUGGCGUGGUGGAUCGACGAGAAGCUAUCCCAGGAUUUGGGUAAGGAGGAGGAUCAUUUUGUGUACUUGGGACCCAACGACCUGAGAUAUAUCAUCUUCAUACUGGCAACCAUGAAGACAGGUCGGAAGAUUCUGAUCUGUUCCUUGCGGAACACAGUUGAUGCUCAGCUAUCUCUAUUUCAGAGGACCAAUUGCAAAGCUCUUGUGUCAUGUUCCUCCUUGGCCACGGGACUGCAAGCACUUUUCACUGCUUCAGAAAAUGUUCGGAAGAUUCAAGCCCCUACUCUUGAUGAAGUGCUAGCCGAAGAUGUGGUCCCUCAUUACGCAUUUGAAAAGACUUUCGAGGAGGUCGCGGAUGAAAGGUUCCUCACACUCCAUACUUCAGGAACUUCCGGAAACCCGAAGCCCAUCUCUUGGAAUAUGAAGUGGUUUAUGCAAUCAGAUGCUGGAAAUGAGCUUCCUACAGACCAAGGGCCUUCGUUGGAAGAGUCAUCCCUCAGACAUGAGAAUAUGCUUUCAUUACUUCCAUGCUUCCAUGCGGCUGGCCUUAUUCUAAGUUUCUAUCCCAUCUUCCACGAGACGACUAUCGUUCUGGGACACCCAGAUGUCCCCCUAUCAGGGGGCUACAUUGUCAAGCUCUUGAGCAGCGAUAUAAUUACGGGCUUGCUUACACCUCCGUCUAUCCUGGGCGAAAUCUCAAAAGAUCCGGCAGGAAUACAGACGCUUGCAAAGCUGAAGCACGUUGGCUAUGGAGGUGGUCCUCUCCCACCAAACAUUGGCAAAGUCCUUGCACCAGCACUACCGCAUCUCUUUAGCAUUCUUGGUACCACCGAAAACGGUAUUUUCUUUUCCGUUUCUGGUGGCAGCGAGCAUUGGGACUCGAUACGCUUCUACACAGGCAUCGGAUACAAUUUUGAAGGGGUAUCUGAUGGCGUAUUCGAGCUUGUUAUAGUCAACGAUAGCAAGACCAACAAGUACCACGGGAUUUUUGAAACUUUUCCACACCUGCAAGAGUUCCGCACCGGAGAUCUCUAUUCUCAAUCUGCCCCUGGAUGGUGGCGGUACCUCGGAAGAGCUGAUGACAUUAUCGUCCUCUCAAAUGGAGAGAAGAUCAAUCCAAUUCCCUUGGAGAAUAUAAUCGCAUCUCAUCCUAAGAUUCGAGCAGCUCUCGUCGUUGGCGAAUACCGAUUCAGCCCUUCUGUACUCGUUGAAAUGGAAGAUAGCUACAUACCAACUACGCCCGAGGAGAAACGAGAAGCUUUAAAUGAGAUUUGGACUCAUGUGCAGGAAGCUAACAAAGUUGCUCCUGCAUUUGCAAAAAUACCGAAAUCCUUGAUUUUGUUUACAACACGAGAAAAGCCCUUCAUCAGAGCAGGGAAGGGAGUAGUGCAAAGACAGAAUAAUGUGAAAGCUUAUUCAAAGGAGCUCGACCAGCUGUUCUCUUCCCAAGAAACAGACUUGUUGACUGAAGGCCUCACCUUGGUUACCCCACUCUCUGCAAGUGCCAUCAAGACGUUCACAAGAGAAGUGUACUUGCAAGCGCUGGAAACGAAAGAUAUCAAGAAUUUGUCCGAUUUGAAGGAUUCGGAUAAUGUGUUUGAGAGGGGUAUGGACUCUUUGUGCGUUACAGUCAUUGUACAAAGGUUAAGAGCCGCUCUGGCAUCCUGUGGAGCCGAUUUGAACUUGGGUUCUAUCGACUCGCGAUUAGUAUACUCUGCACCAUCUAUCGGCCAGAUGGCCGAAGCUCUUAUUGCUCUCGUCGAGAAACGAAACGGGGUUCACGCGGAAGAUCCAACGUCAACGAGCUCUCAACGACAGAGAAGGAUGGAAGAAAUCCUGCUGAAGUACUCGAAAGAUAUACCUUCCAAGCCAGCAUCAAACGGCUCGGUGAACGGGAGCGCUGCACACACAAAGCCCUGGAGUGUCAUUCUCACAGGAACAACCGGAUCUCUGGGCAGCUAUCUACUCGCAGCUCUAGAAAGCCUUCCAAAGUCCCAAGUUGCAAAGAUCUUCUGCUUAAACCGAUCAGCCGAUAGCCAGCAGCGACAGAAGAAACUGAGUCUGUCCCGAGGGCUGAACGCCUCGUGGGAAGAUGGUCGCGUCGAGUUUCUGCAUGCAGACUUCUCUCAGCCAGAUUUCGGACUCGGGGCAGAAACAUACGCUCGCCUCCUGGAUGAAGCCACGGUCAUAAUCCACUCAGCGUGGAAAGUAGAUUUCAAUCUCACGAUCGAAUCAUUUGAGCCGCAGAUCCGUGGCGUCCGCAACUUCCUCGACUUCAGCUUCUCUUCCAAGAACCACGCCCCCUUCAUCUUCGUCUCUAGCAUAUCAACCGCCCUUGGCUGGCUAACCAAGAAUCCCAAAUCUGCAGUUCCUGAAAGUAUCAUUCGGGAUUUCGAUGCACCAGAGGAUCUAGGAUACGGCGAAUCGAAGUAUGUCAGUGAACUUCUCGUUGAGAAGUUUACCAACGCGACGGGAAUCACCACGGCUAUCUUCCGAACUGGACAGAUAGCCGGCCCGCUGUCCAAGAGCGGUUCUUGGAACAAGCAUGAAUGGUUCCCCAGCAUCCUCGCCAGUUCCAAACAUCUGCAAGUCCUCCCUUCCACCCUGGGGAGUAUGGAAACUAUUGAUUGGAUUCCCGUCGACCGACUCGCCAGCAUCAUGAUCGAAUUGACAGAUACGCUCCUCCAUAAACCUGCGUCUUCGCAGACACACGUCUACAACCUCGUAAACCGCAACUUCACGGCCUGGUCCUCCCUCCUCCCCUCCAUCCAACAGCCCCUCAAGAUCCCCCGCACCCUCCCGCUGCAGGACUGGGUCCUCGAAUUAGAAAAGAGCGCCACGGAGAACUUCGCCAUAGAUCGCAACCCGGCUGUCAAGCUGCUCGAUUUCUUUAGAGGUAUGAGUGCGAAGAAUACACAGGAAGAUAUGAAGCCGAAUUAUGAAGUCCGGAAUCUGGUAAGUGAUAGUAAAGGGGCGGCGAAGUUGGAGAUGGUUGGGAUGGAGUGGAUGCGCUUGUGGUUGCUGCAAUGGGGGUUUUAG